Talaromyces rugulosus is the source of this 3732-nucleotide messenger RNA. RefSeq lists its product as uncharacterized. The transcript is spliced from 8 exons. Gene Ontology annotation, molecular function: protein binding. Bases 1 to 3732 code for a protein of 1243 amino acids. The record is from RefSeq and is a predicted model, not a curated record. Gene Ontology annotation, cellular component: nucleus; cytoplasm. Lineage: Eukaryota; Fungi; Ascomycota; Eurotiomycetes; Eurotiales; Trichocomaceae.
AUGGAGCCAUCCGAAAAUGCUGGAGAACCAGAAACGAGGAGAGUAUUUGAUGAAAUUGGACCACUAAACAGUGAUCCUCAAGACCACCCCCAAUCACUAGAAGACAUUACUCCAGGUAAUGGCAAUGUAAGUUCGAAAAGAAAAGAAAAGACACCUCUUAGCAGAGAAUUUGCAUCUAGAGAAGAUAUUGAACCAUCGAUAUCUGGUGCCUUGGCGAUUCGCGAGCCUCUAAGCAAAGAGGGACAACGAACACGUACUACUACUACUCACAAUAAAUCGAGCAAAUCUGAUGAUAAAGAAGGGAAACGAAGGUCUACUAUUGCUACUCGCAGAAAAUCAAGUAAACCUGAUGACAAAGACCGUGGUCCGAGAAAGCAAGGCGAAAACUCGAAUGAAAACCCGAACGAAAAAUCGAAUGAAAACUUGAACGGAAACCUCGAGGAAACCCUUCUCGAAGCCGCUCGCUCUGGUAAUAUAAAUACGGUCGAGUUUCUUCUCAAUGCCGGCGUGUCGUGUGAAUUCACAGACAGAGACAACCGCACUCCACUCCUCUGUGCUGUAGAGGAAAACCACUCCGAGAUUGUUGACCUCUUGCUGCGAAGAAAUGCCGACUGGAAUGCAACAGACAAGUGGGGGCGGACAGCGUUGCAUAUAGUUUCAUCCGGUCAAGGCUAUAAGAUAGCUCUUAGGCUUUUGAAUAUUAAGGGCAUCCGUAAAAAUGCCAAAGAUGAACAGGACGAAACUCCUUUACACCUUGCUGUCAGGAAUCAACAUUUAGACACAGCUAAGCUCCUGCUAAAUUCUGAAGCGAAAGUCAAUGAAAAAGACAAAAAAGGGUUCACGCCUCUACAUCUGGCUGCAGCUAGAGGAGUUCCUAUCAUGGUUGAGACAAUAUUAAGCAGCAAUGGUAUUGAAGUCGAUGCGAGAGCAAUUAAUGGACGGACACCGUUGAUGCUGGCCUGUGGCCGGGCAGCUUCCAAGGAGUGUGAAGCCGUCGUGAAGUUGCUUCUACAUGCAGGUACUGACAGUACCCUUAAGGAUAAAGACGGAAGAACUGCCCUUUUAGAGUCAAUCAAGUACGAUAAAGUCGAAAUCAUGCGAUUGGUUCUUGAAAAUCUGGAGAGAAAAGAUGGACAAGAACGAAAGGAACUUGUUCAACAAGCUCUUUUCGAGGCGGCAGUCCAAGAUAGCCGACGAAUAGCUCGAGUUCUUAUUAAAAAAGGAGCCAUCAUAGGUGAAAAGGACCCAACUUCCCAGAAUACAGCUAUGGAUAUCGCAAAUGACCAUAGCAGCCAGAAGGUCGUCGCCGUACUUCUCGAGAAUGGCGGCCAACUUGUCGGUCAAGGUCCAUCAAUGGGAGACUGGUUACAAAACCCGCAAUCCAAAGUUGAAACAACAGAGUCGAUGUUGAAAGACAGUGCUGUGGACCUUACUUUUGGUUUCCAAUCUACCAUAGCAUCCUUCCCGUACGACGACGGUUGGGGAAAAUACAGGAUAAAGAGGCCCCAACUGCGAAGUGUGCUGUAUGACCAUAGUCCCGGACCAAUACAGUAUGAUCUCAAAGGGGGUAAGUCAAAUAGCAAGGAUUUCAGGUGGCUACAUGUUCCUGCUAACAAUAUUGUCUGGGUCAAUGAACUAAUAAACAGAAUGUACAAAGAGCGCCAUCCUGAAAAGGCAAGCUACAUUCAGGAAAAGUGCAAGUAUCUCUUUGGAGAAGAAAUCUGGACGAGACAUCAAUAUCAAAUGUCAUCCACGUCUGUUGCGCAUAGACGAUUCAUUCGACCAACCUGUCAACCGGUCAAGUUGGACUAUGACGAUUACGACGAUUAUGACAUGAUGAUGGUCCUUCCUUACAUUCACUGGGAGACUAAGGGCGGCCGGGAACAAAUGACAGACGUGAUGGUCAAGGCAAUGAAGAGACGCCUUAAUGAUUCCCAAGCUCCAUCAACUUUGAAAGAACUCAAGGAAGCUUUAGUAGAGCUGGAAAAAGCACGGAAAUCUAAAGCUAUUGACCCAGACUAUGGCACUUCAUCUGUGUCUUCAAGUGACGACUCGUCUCACGACUCCUAUACCAGUACUAUAUCGAGUGCUGCUGAAGAAACCGACUAUGAAACAGAUCCAGACACGGAUUCAAUCUCUGGAACCGUGUCGGAGAAUGAGAGCAUUCAUGCAAGGCGAGCACCUGUUAAGAAAAAUGUGGAACAAGAAAAAGGUAUAAAGAAGAGGAUUAGUAAAAUCGUCAAGGUUGCCAAAGAACCUCGCACGCAGGACGAGAAAUUGAUCUUGGCCUACAUGUUCGAUGAUAUUCCAUUGCAUUUCCGUCGGACUUUAGACCAAUACAAGUACUAUGCCCUCCCGACCACCGAGUAUCGCGAUGAUGAUCAGGUUGUAUCCCGGUACUUCAAGAAAACAUGGCCGGAAAAUGAUAAUGAGAACUUGGUGUUGAUGGUAGAUCAACUCUGGUUAUGGAUUCUGGACAAAGAUACAGUUGUCACAAGCUUCCCUCAACGUUGGAACAAGUCCGGGAAAAAAACGGGGAAAGAUCCUGAUCCGAAUAAUGAUUCAGACAUUGUGGAAAGCAUCAUUCGCCAAAUCGGGAAGAAAGACAGAAGGCCCCUGAGGCAUGUUUUCGAUCUGGCGGAGCUGAUUGUCGGCAAGUGUGUCGACACUAUGUUUCAACACUCUGAUAUCGCGAAUGAAAAGCUACGAUUCGCUGAAUUUUUCGAAGUCUCUAUUGGCAACGUGACGAACGAAGAGACGAAGAUGUUCAAUGACUUCAAGGAUCUAUCAAAAAGACUUGCCACGGAUGAUCGAAAUAUUCUAAAUUCCGAUGGACUUAAAGAGGACCUAAAAAAGUUGUUCGACAUUUCAAAGGAGACAGAACUUGUCAAGGAGAUUAAGGAUAUUCGAGACGAGCUCCAUAUUAUUUCCACUGUUCUCGACGACCAGGAAAAAGUUCUUGUUGAUAUGCAAGAAGCCAUUCAAUAUAUGAAGACUAACAAAUCUAAGGAUGGUUGGUCUGAGGGUGGUGAGUCAAAGGAGCUGCGCGCCUACGAUCUACUUAAGCGUGUCCGUUCACAUAAAGCGGUUGUUCAAGGGUUUGAUAAGCAGGCCGAAAAAACAUAUGCAGCAUUAAAGGACCUUUUAGACCUGAAGCAGAAACAAGGUAACUCCGCCCUUUCUUUCGUCUACUAUACUCACAUUUUGUCAGCAAAUGUUUCAGAGGCCCGGACACAAGGAAAGCAGGCGGCAGACACUGCUAGACAGGGCCAAACAAUUAUGUUGUUCACUAUCAUAACGGUCUUCUUCCUUCCGUUGUCAUUCAUGACUUCGUUUUUCGACUUGGAUAUUGCCGAAUUUGUCCGAAACAGUGAAGGUGAAUUAGGUCUAGGGUAUAUUUCUAAAAUCAUGUUUGCUGUUACAAUUGGUGUGGUCGCAAUUUCUCUUUUCUUUGCCUUCGGCUGGGAGCUCUUCCUCACAUAUUGGAAAAAAUUUCUGCUUGGAACUAGAGCUAUAGCGGUAGAAAAACUAUACUCACGACGGCGAAGUACUUCGCCUGUGUGGGAAUAUGAGCGACGCUCUCCCCCGAAAGGGAAGAAGUGGUCUCGGUGGCCCUGGUCUGAGAGAAGAACUUCAAUGUCCUCAAGCUAUCACUCAUAUUACUCAUAUGAUGGCAGUGCAAGUUCACGUGUCAUAAUUAACGAUGAGAGCAGUGACACAUGGUCGUCGUAG